AACAGCGCAAGAUAUUGCGAAAUACUCAGAACAACGUAAAUGCUUUUUCGCUUAUCUAAACAAAUUUAUGUAUUUGCAAUUCCUUUUGUUCUUCCAUUCAUUCGUCCGAUAUGUCAUCGUUUCCAUUACUUAUUAUUGCAUAUUUCUGUUUUGAGUUGAACAUUUCCUUCUAACUUGAAAUUAAAAUUCAGAUGUUUGAUAAAGUAAUUAUAAAAUACAAAUUGAUCUAAAGAAAACAAUUACAAAAUUCCAUUUGAAGAUUUCAAUAAAUAGUUAUGUCGAUGCCUUAUUGUCUCAUUUGUCACAAUAUCUUUAUCCAAACUGAAGCCAUAACAUCAAAGCCUUGUGGACACGUUUAUCACAACGAAUGUCUACAACAAUGGUUUAAUUCGUCAUCACCAACGUGUCCUCAAUGCUGUCAAAUUUGUGAUCAAGAUCAAAUGAAAAGAAUCUACAUCGAUUUUGCUUCUGAUGAAGAUCUUGCAUGCAUCCAAACACCAGGAAAUGUGCAGAAUACAGCAACUGAUGCGGAUACGGAAGAAACGAUCAAACUUCUUCUGGACCAUAUUGAUACUUUGCCAGAGACGGAGACUGAACGUGAUAAUGAUUGUGAAUUUUGCAAGUCAAUUCUUGAAGCAUUUGACGAUUUGCAAACUGAAAAAGAAAAAUUUGCACAAGCUUUGAAUGAAAAAUCAAAAGAGUGUGCAAAUUUAAUUGAUCAAAAUAAUCAUGCGUUGAAAUGCAUUGAAGAGCUACAAAUGAAAAUUAAAGCAAGUGAACAUGAUAUUUACGAGUUAAAUGAACGAUUAGAUGCUUUGGAACAUGCUACGGCGGCGAUUCAAUCGGAGAAUUUGCUUAAAGAUGACAUUAUCCGUGAAUACGAUAUUGAACGGAAAAUUACAAAUCAACGAGUGCAAGAGCUCACUGUACAACUGAAAAAAAUAACAAACGAACACACCGGGAUGUUUCGAGUUCUACAGACUAUUUGCAAAGGGAUAUGGCCAUUGAAACUAUUAAGUAUGUACGGUUGUUCAAAGCCAUUUAAGAGAUUGCAUGCAAAUGAGCUGAUGAACUGUAAGGCCGUGGUUCCAUUCUGCGGUAAUAUUGAUAAUUGGGAAUAUAUCAUGAUUCCAGUGAUAAAAAAUGUAAAACUAAAAAGAAAGAAUUAAUUUUACAUUUGUUCUAAACAGAAUAUAAUUAUAAGAAUAUUUUCUAUUUUUAUGCAACACAUUUUAUGUUCUGGGUAUUAGAGGUUCAAUCAAAUUAGUUUCUUUAUAAAUAUAUAUGAGUUUGUAUCAAUUAAGCAUUAAUAAAACUAAACGUUUAUUUAACUAA
Messenger RNA from Sitodiplosis mosellana (orange wheat blossom midge), 1335 nucleotides. RefSeq names its product E3 ubiquitin-protein ligase TRAIP-like. Lineage: Eukaryota; Metazoa; Arthropoda; Insecta; Diptera; Cecidomyiidae. The coding region runs from base 276 to 1169 and encodes 297 amino acids. The transcript has 2 exons. The record is from RefSeq and is a predicted model, not a curated record.